AUGAAAUAUGAACCAAUCACGCCAGAGCCAAGGUCGAAUGGGCGGGAAUUGUCUAGAAAUAGUAUAUCACCUCUUCUAUCCGGUAGUGUGCCAUUCAUAGUUAUUUUGGGAAUUAAACCCAUGGAGGAUAAGAACUUUAUGAAACAACAAAUUCGCCAUUGCUUACUGUAUGAGUUUCGAAAGAAAAGUACUGCUACAGAAGCAAUGAAAAACAUUUAUGAAGUGUAUCCAGAUGCAGCGAAAGCUCGUACAUGUCAGUUGUGGUUUAAAAAGUUUAAAGAUGGUGAUUGUGAUAUAUCCGACAAGCGACGUUCUGGAAGACGACCCACUCUGAAUGACUAUCUUUUGAAUGCGACCAUUGUAUCAGAUCCAUGUCAAAGGACCAGAUAUUUGGCACAAAAAUUUAAUGUUUCAUGUUUAGCUAUCCAUGAACAUCUCAAGCAAAUUGGAAAAACAUGCAAAGAAGGAAUUUGGGUUCCACAUGAGCUUACGCUUGAGAACCAAAGACAACGUUCCAUCUGCAGCAGUCUUCUAACCAGGAAUAACAACCUUUCAUUUCUGCAGCGCAUUGUUACAGCUGAUGAAAAAUAG
This is a messenger RNA of Octopus bimaculoides (California two-spot octopus), 591 nucleotides long. RefSeq names its product histone-lysine N-methyltransferase SETMAR-like. Gene Ontology annotation, cellular component: site of double-strand break; condensed chromosome; nucleus. Gene Ontology annotation, biological process: double-strand break repair via nonhomologous end joining; mitotic DNA integrity checkpoint signaling; DNA double-strand break processing. Gene Ontology annotation, molecular function: single-stranded DNA endonuclease activity; DNA topoisomerase binding; double-stranded DNA binding. The record is from RefSeq and is a predicted model, not a curated record. Lineage: Eukaryota; Metazoa; Mollusca; Cephalopoda; Octopoda; Octopodidae.